Aspergillus vadensis CBS 113365 is the source of this 2631-nucleotide messenger RNA. RefSeq lists its product as uncharacterized. NCBI's taxonomy places the organism in Eukaryota, Fungi, Ascomycota, Eurotiomycetes, Eurotiales, Aspergillaceae. The coding region runs from base 67 to 2631 and encodes 854 amino acids. Gene Ontology annotation, molecular function: zinc ion binding; DNA-binding transcription factor activity, RNA polymerase II-specific; DNA binding. The transcript has 6 exons. The record is from RefSeq and is a predicted model, not a curated record. Gene Ontology annotation, biological process: DNA-templated transcription; regulation of DNA-templated transcription.
CCACUGCCCUCCGGCCACAUCAGAUUGUUAUUAUUUCACCCCCUCGUACUUCCGCCCGUGAGUUCAAUGGAUACCCCGGAAGACCGAGCGGACACCCCGCCCAAUCCGAAGCGCGCGAAGGCCGGAAAAGACUCUGAUUCGGAGUACUGGUGUGACAAGUGCAGCCGCUCCUUCGAGCGUUCAGAUCACUAUACACGCCACUUGCAUUCUCACGAAGAUCUGCGGCCCUAUCGCUGUCCGUUUUGCCCCAAAGGAUUCAAUCGGGGGGACCUUUUGUAUCGACACAAACAAACCCACCUACGCAAGGAAGGGUCUUCCCGGACGGCGCGAGCCAGUCGAGCAUGCCAGGCAUGCGUCCAGAGCAAGUCCAAGUGCACAGACCAGAAGCCAUGUCAGCGCUGCUUAAGCCGGGGCGAGCCUUGUUUGCCAUCGGCAAAGGAAGUUCAUGUUGCCUCUCAGUGGAACAAGAUUUCUGAAGCUACUUCUACCUUCGACGGCUCGGUGUCGAUCGCUCAUGAAGAUGAUCGAGCCUUGGGGGCCUCCACUCCGCCACCAACCGUGGAGCCAGCACAACAUAUAGAAGCGUCGGAACAGGAGAGAUCAGAUGAGCCCACAACUAUCCCGGCUGCACCACUAGACCCUGCGUUCGCGGUUGAUUGUUUAAUAUCCCCAUAUGCAAGCGGAUUUGCGUUUACAGAUGCCUUCUUGGUUCCCCCCGUGACGAGCGAUCUGGACCGGGGAUGUUUCGAAUUAGACCUCGAAACCCUACAAACAUUGAUGCAGCCUAUCCCGAGUGGCGUGCACAACUUGGCUGAGAUAGGAGAGAACGACAGAGCACACGCUAGCCCGGCGUCCUCGCGGUUCGAAUUCUUCAAGCGAUCGCCCUGGCUUUGGACACCAGUCCAUGUUGACAAUGCAUACUCCGGACAAGAAAGUCUGCGGAUCAAUGAAAAAGCCAUUAAUUCAAUUUUGCGGAAUGAUCAGCAGUAUUACUUUACGGCAAAAUUCACUCCAACCGUGGUUGACUCGAGUUGUCGUGAUCGAAUACUCUUCAUGAUCUAUAGUACUACACAUUCCACAUCCCCGCUACAGGCAUUUCCGUCGGAAUCAUACCUCGAUCGCAUGGUACAAGUCUACUUUGGCUGGCAAAGCUUGGAACCAGCAAGUUGGAUCCAUGCACCAUCAUUAUCUGUCACGGAAUGCCCUACCGAACUCUUGGCCACUAUUAUUGGAGCUGGCGCUUCGUCGAUUUCAAUAGAUAGUGUGUGCCGAAUGGGUUAUGCUCUGCAGGAGAGGUCACGUCUCUCGCUAUCAGCAUCGAUCGAAACAGACAAUAGUCGCGUCCGAGAUCUGCAAACGAUCCAGGCAUAUUUGUUGUGGGUCUCAAUUAGCCUGUGGAGCGGUUUUAAGCGAAACAUGGAAGUCGCUGAGACAUUUCUAUCGGCACCUUUGACAAUGCUCCGUCGGUACGGGUGUUUCUCACGAGCACAGUAUGAUAAGCCCAUCUACCCCCAUCCGGACGACGAUAUCUAUACCACCGAAGCAAAGUGGCAUGCAUGGGUGAGACAAGAGUCUUUCAAAAGGGAUAGAACCGCGCUUUUUGCUGUACUGACUGACCUUCGGUGCUCGAUGGUGUACCUGAAGCCUCCCAAUUGUUCAGUUACAGAGCUUUCAUGCCCACUUCCUUUUGCCCGCGAUAUAUGGCUCGCACCAUCAGCAACUGCCUGGAAAGGGAUAAUGCUCUCUUCGGCAAUUAGUGUCAACGAAUCUCCUACGUGGCUGGCUAUUUCACAGAACCCGUCCUUGCUUAACAACUUGCCCAAUUACUAUGACAAAUCCCUUGUUUCGUUGGUAGCAAUCCAUGGCUUUUGGUCCCAAGUCUGGGCAUACCAAGAAUCUCAACGAUUUUUCAGGGCUAAUGAUCAAUUCUCCGUGCAAGCAACCACCACUCUAUGGCUGUCUUGCCAACACGAAGACCUCGCUAAACGCAUUGAGGUCGCCAAGCAAACUCUCAUACAAGAUAACUCCCAUCCCUCGCAUAUUCAACUCGUGGCGCAGUUCUGUCUUAUGGCGCUCAGGGUAUCACCCAGAGAAGUACAGCAGUUUGCGGGCAGGCUCGGGGAAGAGGAGGCAGCCACAACACACCACCUUUUGCGCGAGUGGAUGGUGGGACCAGAAUUCAAGGCAGCUGUCUGGCAUGCCGGUCAGAUCCUACGAAUUGCUAGAUCUGUCCCUGCAGCUCAGCUACGCGAGUUUUACGCAGUUUUGGUGUACCAGGCCAGUUUAACUUUGUGGGCGUACGGGUUAGUUUCAAUAAGCAUGAUCAGGUUCGCUUCCCCUCAACUGUUACAAAGAACAUCCGAUGAGGCAGACGGUGGUCAUGUCAACUUGGAUGGACCCAGUACUCCAGAAACCGCAGCCUUUGUGAUGCUGGGAAGAGGAAAGCCGGGCAUCCAGGUAGGACACGAUCGAGAAUUCUGUCCAUUGACCGACAUCCGGACAGUCAUGAGGGCAGCUUGUGAUGUAUACCGAGACAACUUCAACCCCGAAACAGAAACCUUUCCACCCCUACUCGAAGGCAUGAUGAACUUGAUGACAGACUUGGGGAAUAUCGACACCGCGUCUUUCUGA